AUGAGCGGAUUCGCAAACAUCCACGAGCUCUAUAAUAAUCCAUCGAACGUCGUGUUCGAGGAGGAGAACUUCCUUAACUAUCGACCGGGCGGAUAUCAUCCUAUUGCCCUGGGAGAUACUCUAAAAGACGGCCGGUAUAAAAUAUACUAUAAACUGGGCCACGGUGGCUUCUCAAUAGUCUGGGUUGCUAGAGACUAUAGGCUCGAGCAAUGGGUGUCCGUUAAAAUCGCUAAAGCAGAGAGGACAAAAUAG
Messenger RNA from Exophiala aquamarina CBS 119918, 252 nucleotides. RefSeq lists its product as uncharacterized. NCBI's taxonomy places the organism in Eukaryota, Fungi, Ascomycota, Eurotiomycetes, Chaetothyriales, Herpotrichiellaceae. Bases 1 to 252 code for a protein of 83 amino acids. Gene Ontology annotation, biological process: regulation of mRNA processing; spliceosomal complex assembly. The record is from RefSeq and is a predicted model, not a curated record. The transcript has 2 exons.